CUGACACACACACUCACAGAGGCAGGUGUGUGUGUGGCCUCUGCAGCGGCUCCAAUUAAUUCUGCAACAUUCGGAUUUAUUUUUGUAUUCAUAUUUUUUUUUAAAUUUUUUAACACACAUAAAAAAACACCGCCAUCAUGUUGUGGACAGCGAGUCAAGUGUUGAGGAAAUUCUCCACCUCUUCUCAUUAUUACCAGAAUAAGCUGAAACUAGCGAUCAUUGGCCAGAGCCUGUUUGGCCAGGAGGUGUACAGCAACCUCAGGAAGCAGGGUCACAAGGUGGUGGGCGUGUUCACGGUCCCUGAUAAGGAUGGCAAGGCCGACCCACUAGCGGUGGCGGCAGAGAAGGACGGCACGCCCGUGUUCAAGUUCCCGCGGUGGCGCGUCAAGGGGAAGCCCAUCCCAGAGGUGGUGGAGGCCUACAAGGCGGUGGGCGCCGAACUCAACGUCAUGCCCUUCUGCUCCCAGUUCAUCCCCAUGAACAUCAUCGACCACCCCCAGCACGGCUCCAUCAUCUACCACCCCUCCAUCCUGCCGCUGCACAGAGGAGCCUCGGCCAUCAACUGGACCCUGAUCCACGGUGAUAAGAAAGCCGGCUUCACAGUGUUCUGGGCUGACGAUGGUCUGGACACCGGACCAAUCCUGCUGCAGAGGGAGUGUGCUGUCGAACCCAACGACACCGUGGACACGCUCUAUAACCGCUUCCUCUUCCCAGAGGGCAUCAAGUCCAUGGUUAAGUCGGUGCAGCUCAUCGCUGAUGGAAAAGCCCCUCGAGUUCCCCAGUCAGAGGAGGGAGCGACCUAUGAAGGCAUUCAGAAGAAAUCCAAUUCCAAGGUCAACCUGGCUCAGCCAGCUGAGGCCAUCCACAACUGGAUCCGUGGCCAUGACAAAGUCCCCGGUGCCUGGGCUGUCAUUGGUGGUCAGCCUGUGACUCUGUAUGGCUCAUCCGUGUUGGGGGGGUCUGUCCCAGCCGGUCAGCCCCUGGAGAUCGAGGGGGCGUCACAGCCCGGCCUGGUCACCAAGAACGGGCUCGUCCUGCAUGGAACUGAUGGGAAAGCAGUCAUGGUGAAGAACCUACAGUUUGAAGAUGGGAAGAUGAUCUCUGCCUCCAAGUACUUCUCCUCGGGAGAAAGCUCCAGCGUGGAGCUGACCGACGACGAGAAGAAGAUGGCAGAGGAGAUCAGGAACAUCUGGAAGGGCAUCCUUAGCAACGUCUCAGCCAUAGAGGACACCACAGACUUCUUCAAAGCCGGGGCUGCCUCCAUGGACGUGGUCAGGCUGGUGGAGGAGGUGAAGCAGAAGUGCGAGGGCGUCCAGCUGCAGACCGAGGACGUGUACAUGGCCACCACCUACAAGGACUUCAUCCAGAUGUUCGUCCGCAAGCUGAGAGGAGAGGACCAGGAGGAGGAGCAGGUUAUCGACUAUGCAACCAAAGACGUGAACAACAUGACAGUAAAAAUGCCGCACCAGUGUUUCCUUAACGGCAGUUUCGAGGAUGCAGAAGACGGCAAGACCUACGCUACCGUCAAUCCUACUGACGGAUCGGUGAUCUGUAACGUGUCCUACGCCUCAGUGGGGGAUGUGGACCGGGCGGUGGCAGCUGCCAAAGAAGCUUUUGAGAAUGGACCAUGGGGCCGGAUGAACCCUAGAGACAAAGGAAGUCUGCUUUACAAGCUUGCAGACCUGAUGGAGGAACACCAGGAGGAGCUGGCAACCAUCGAGUCCAUCGACUCAGGAGCCGUGUACACGCUGGCCCUCAAGACCCACGUAGGCAUGUCCAUCCAGACCUUCCGCUACUUCGCAGGCUGGUGUGACAAGAUCCAGGGUAAGACCAUUCCCAUCAACCAGGCCAGACCCAACCGCAAUCUGACCUUCACUAAGAAAGAACCACUGGGUGUGUGUGCCAUUGUCAUCCCAUGGAACUACCCUCUCAUGAUGUUGGCAUGGAAGAGCGCUGCCUGCCUCGCAGCUGGAAACACACUGGUUCUUAAACCCGCACAGGUCACUCCGUUGACAGCACUGAAGUUUGCAGAGCUGUCAGUGAAAGCUGGAUUUCCAAAAGGAGUCAUCAACAUUUUACCAGGCUCAGGUGGGAUGGUGGGACAGCGUUUGUCCGAUCACCCGGACAUCCGCAAGCUGGGUUUCACCGGCUCUACGCCUAUCGGCAAACAGAUCAUGAAAAGCUGUGCACUCAGUAACUUGAAGAAGGUUUCUCUGGAGCUGGGAGGGAAGUCUCCUCUCAUCAUCUUCAGCGACUGCGACAUGGACAAGGCUGUUCGCAUGGGAAUGAGCUCUGUGUACUUCAACAAAGGUGAGAACUGCAUCGCUGCCGGCCGUCUGUUUGUGGAGGAGUCCAUUCACGAUGAGUUCAUCAGCCGAGUGGUGGCGGAGAUCAAGAAAAUGAAGAUCGGAGACCCACUGGAUCGCUCCACAGACCACGGCCCUCAGAAUCACAAAGCCCACAUGGACAAGCUGCUGGAAUACUGCGAAGUCGGAGUGAAAGAAGGAGCCACGCUGGUGUACGGAGGCAAACAAGUGGACAGGCCAGGUUUCUUCAUGGAGCCCACCGUGUUCACUGACGUCGAGGAUCACAUGUUCAUCGCCAUAGAGGAGUCCUUUGGGCCUGUCAUGGUGGUGUCCAAGUUCAAAGACGGCGAUGUGGAAGACGUGCUGCGGAGAGCCAACAACACAGAGUACGGCCUGGCUUCAGGCGUGUUCACCCGCGACAUCAACAAGGCCAUGUACGUUAGCGAGCGGCUGGAGGCUGGAACAGUAUUCGUCAACACCUACAACAAGACCGACGUGGCUUCACCUUUUGGAGGCUUCAAGCAGUCCGGCUUCGGCAAAGACCUCGGAGAGGACGCUCUCUCGGAAUACCUCAAGACCAAAGCAGUGACUGUGGAGUACUGAGGCACAGACUCUCCUAACGAACUCUGACCCACAUCUGGAUAGGAAGGGACUCAUCUGUCUGUCUGCUCUGAUCAGACAUCCAGCUACAUACAGCAUUUCUUCUGGGACAGCGUGUGUGUGUGUGUGUGCGCAUGAGUGUGUGUGUGUGUGUGUGUGUGUGUGUACAGUACGAGUGAGAGGAGAGCUUUGUUGUUUAUGUCGGCUCAGUUUGAACAAUGUGCCUGUCUGUUUUUGGCUGUCUGCGUGAAAAUUGACAUCACGGACAAGUAACGUGAGGUUUUUCUUUGUUUUUUUUACCCGCCUCUGUAUCAACACAUACAACACACAGUUGGACGCCGCUUUGCCAGACGGGAGCCGAGCUUUCUGACUGUUUUCUUUUAUUCUUUUUAAAGAUUUCAGUUCUUCCACAAUCAAUGUGAAAAAACACAAGAAAGCUGUUUUUUACAUCAAAACACUACUCACAAAGUUUCCCCUGAAACCUGUUUUCCGUUCAUCAAUCAUGUCAGUUAAAAAUGUAGACAUAAUCAGCCUUUUUUUAUUAACUGUGAAGCUGCCCUCACCAUUCCUUUAACAUCAUUUUUUCUACCUAGUUUGGUAGCUUGUAGGCUGUUGUGUAUCGUAGCAGAAAAAAGACAAAGGCAUUACAUAUGAGAUAAGUUAAUUUGUAUAUGAGUGUGAAUGUUAAGUGUGUGCAGAUACCUUUUUGGGUUCAGUUUUGGAGAAUAUGGUGCCCUUACAGGACUACACAGGAGAACUGCAUCCUAGAAGCAAAAAAUAGUCCCAAUAAUGAAGCUAUUGAUCAGAAUUGAAUGUCAGGUUGAUGGGGAAACAGGGUUCAGGUUAAAAAAAAAAAAAGUCAGUUAUUUUGAGUCCUUAAUCCACAUGAAACUAGGUCUGACAAAGUAAUCUCAACUCAAGGUCUACUUACUAAGUUUUAACCCCACUCAAAAGCUUACAACAAACCUAGUACAUUGAUCUUGAGUUAUAGAGUAUCUUCACAAAAGGCUGAAAAGCAACAUUUCACUGUUUUCUCUGGUUGGACCUGUGCGCCUCUACCUGUAACCAUACCCAAAGUGAAUGAUCAUGGUGCAGUUACACACCCUGGAGUACGGUAUAACAUCUCUUUUUCACUACAAGAGGUGUUAGGUUUCUCUUUUAAUUAUUAUUUUGUCAGACUAUUAUUUCCAAGCUCAAGAAUCAACUUUGACACUUAUAAAACAAACUGGUAGCAUUGAAAGAAGGGACUGUUUUAGGAGUGUUUUAUUUAAUUAACUGAUUUAAGUCUUAAAGAAUGAGUAUUUAUGACGAACAAAUGCUGGUGAAGAAUUAUACUUUUAGAUUGAUUUCCCUCCUCCCAGGCACGCAUUAAUUUCAAUUAGUUUCACACACUGGAAGUCUUGCAGAUUUGGUUACAACAAGGUAAUCCAUCACAGUAAACAUUGAGACAUGUAUAUGUAACUGAAAGCUGGGACUCCUUCAUUUAAGUGUGUUUGUGAAACUGUGACAUCCAUGGUAGUAAAGAUGACUAUCCUGAAAAGAGCAAGUCGUUUCUCGCAUUAAAAAUCUUGCUUCCUUACAUUUGACUCUAGAAUCUCAGAUUUCGCAGCAUCCUUCAAUGCAACAUCAAGGAAUUCUCGAGAUUCACUGUAACGUUUACAAAAAGUAAUCAUUUCCUGUGAUGGAUUACCUGCCUCAAACAUAUUUUAAAUUAUUGCUGUUAAUAGUCUUCCUUUAUUUGUUUGUGAACAUUGAAAACACAAAAGCACCAGAGUUUGUACACUCUUAAAGCACUUAAGGUAUUUAAAAGUGCCAAAAAGUGAAUUUUGUGACAUCUAGCGGAAUUGACUUGGCAGAAAAUGUAAUAUAAUAUUUAUAAUUACACUAAUUAAAGUUUUAAUUAGUGUAUAAUCACAAGAAAAUAAAAAUUUGAGUUUGUUUUUAUAUUCCUACAUACUUGUAAGGAAUGGGCGAGGGGUAUUCAGUUAGUUGCAAUCUGCAACCUCACCACUAGAUGGCACUACAUCCUACACACUGGUCCUUUAACUGUUGAUUUGGUAGUGAGCCAUUUUUAUUUGACUCUGGUUGUUCACAUCAUGUUCUUGCAGCUGUCUGUUCCCACAUUGUAACUUAAGACAUUUACUCUCUCUUCCCUUUUUUCAAAUUUGACUUUCUUUGUAAAUAUUUUUUAACAAAAGAGGGGGGAAAAGGACUUAUUUGAUAUAUUUUUGACAAUGUAUUUGUCAGACAGAGGAAGAGUGUAUGUCGUAACACUAUAUUAUAUUUGUCAAAAACACACCAGCUAGAUGUUUUUAUGCAUCACUAAGUUGUGAAAUUAGGUUUUUUAAUUUUAAAUUUGUCCCAUGUUCUCAGUAGAGGCAGUAAGGGCUAAGAAGCAAAUGUUUUCUUUCUCAGUCUUUGUGAAAAUGGAGAGCACUGUCCCCUCAAUCACCACCCCUCAAACAGUAUGUCUUAAACCAGUAAUGUCAUACAAUGGUGAAUAAAGGUUGAUUUGAAUUUUACUGUACAA
Scomber scombrus (Atlantic mackerel) is the source of this 5436-nucleotide messenger RNA. It is a transcript of the gene aldh1l2, whose product is annotated as aldehyde dehydrogenase 1 family, member L2. The coding region runs from base 138 to 2909 and encodes 923 amino acids. The record is from RefSeq and is a predicted model, not a curated record. Gene Ontology annotation, molecular function: aldehyde dehydrogenase (NAD+) activity; formyltetrahydrofolate dehydrogenase activity. Gene Ontology annotation, biological process: 10-formyltetrahydrofolate catabolic process; one-carbon metabolic process; biosynthetic process. NCBI's taxonomy places the organism in Eukaryota, Metazoa, Chordata, Actinopteri, Scombriformes, Scombridae. Gene Ontology annotation, cellular component: cytoplasm. The transcript has 23 exons.